Messenger RNA from Aspergillus pseudonomiae, 1085 nucleotides. RefSeq names its product high-affinity Cu transporter CTR3. Lineage: Eukaryota; Fungi; Ascomycota; Eurotiomycetes; Eurotiales; Aspergillaceae. The transcript is spliced from 4 exons. Gene Ontology annotation, molecular function: copper ion transmembrane transporter activity. Gene Ontology annotation, cellular component: membrane. Gene Ontology annotation, biological process: copper ion transmembrane transport. The record is from RefSeq and is a predicted model, not a curated record. The coding region runs from base 93 to 776 and encodes 227 amino acids.
GCUGCUAAAUACUGCCCGCGAAGUGACUGAUUUCUUCAGUCCCGGAAUCUUUUCCUUCUCAAAUCCUACGCCCUGGAAUAGUAUAAACCAACAUGGUAGCCCACGGAGACAUGAUGAUGGACAUGGCCAUGGCCACAGCAACAUCCACAGGAGCCAUGAGCUCGAGCACCGCGUCACACUCAAUGGACAUGGGAGGUAUGCACGGUGGCGGGUCAAACAGCUGCAAGAUCUCAAUGUUAUGGAACUGGACCGUCAAAGACGCCUGCUUCCUCUCCAAACAAUGGCACAUUACCUCCAAUGGCAUGUUCGCCGGCUCCUGCAUAGGCGUCAUUCUCCUAGUGAUCUGUCUCGAGUUCCUCCGUCGCGUCGGCCGCGAAUACGAUGCCUUCAUUCUCCGUCGCGCCCGUCUCAGAGCCCAGUAUCUCACGGUCCAAUCUCAGUCAUCAACCCCAGCCGCAGCCUCAGACGCAGAAGAUGUCGCCACGGCCACAAAAGCCUCCUCAUCCGCUCAGCCUUCCGCGGUAAAGGCACCCAAUUGUCCGGCCGCGGAGGUCCCUGUCCGACCGACCCUCGUCGAACAGCUGGUGCGCGCCCUCAUGCACAUGCUGCAGUUUGCUGUGGCGUAUUUCAUCAUGCUGCUGGCGAUGUACUUCAACGGGUACAUUAUCAUUUGCAUCUUUAUUGGAGCGUUCCUGGGAUCGUUUUUGUUUACUUGGGAGCCGUUGCAGCUGGGAAAGGAGAAUGAUGCCCUUGCCGUGACGAAAUGCUGUGGAUGAUCUAGUUGUGGUGCGAAGAAAAGCUGACUGUUGAAUGUCGUUCUGCCUUCUGAUACCCAUUUACCUACAAACAAACAUAUUCAAUGUAUAUCGAUGCCAAUAACAGACUUAUCUUUUUUUGACAUGUCUAUUAAGUAUGUCUUGGUGUCAAUGGCACGAUUGGGUCUACGGCUCUUCAUAAGACCCCUGUUUUGCUUUGAUGUAGCUUGGGUGAAUUGGAUCCAUGUAGUAAUUACUGAGCCCCAAUGUAUGUAAAUAGAGUGAGUCGUUCUCAGUGCUGUACUUGUCGGAAUUGUCUUUCGCUUCCUU